GGUUCAGAGGUCAGGGGUCAACCCCUCGCAGGCGCCCCAGGUCGACCCCUCCCCCAGACCCCCACUCAGCAGAGCCGUGGGGGGUGGGGACCCCAGGAACGACAAACUGCCCUGGCCGCAAGGGCAAGAACACAGGGAGGAGAGCGGGCCAGGGCGAGGAGAAGGGGAGGGGUGGAGAGGAAGGCGGAGGGGAGGAAACGAAGGAAGGAGAAAGGAGAGAAAGGGGUGGAAGGUGUGAGGAAAGCGAGCAGGAAGGAGGAGGAAGACAGGAGAAAGGUUGACAGGAAGAAGAAAAAGGAGGAAGAGAAAAGGAAAGAGAUUCUCCGAAACAGAAAAAUGGAAGAGAGAAAGAAGAUGAGUUUGUCUUCGUCAUCGUCGUCCCACAAGCCGCCCGUGCCGUCCUCAGGGGCAGGCGAGGACCAGCCGGGUCUGGGCUCUCCAGCCACACACAGAGCAGAGCAGCCCCCCCGCCCGGCACACGCACCACCCCAACCCUCACAGACACAGGCACAAGGGCAAAACACCACACGCUCACACGCCCCUCAAAAAAAAACAGCACUGGGCAACCGGGCCCCCGGCCCAGACGCCCCCCCUCUGCCUCCACCAAACACAAAAGGCUCCAAGGAGGGUAGACCCUUGAAGCCCCCUGCCAAGACCUCCCCCCUGCCCUCCUGCCCCCCACCCCCCAGGAGGGGCACCCCCCCCGGACUCACGCCCCUCAGGGGGGGCCGGUGCGAGGCGAGGCCGGGGGGGGUCCGUCCAGAGCAGGGGGUACUGCUGGCCCCGGACCUGCAGCUCGCCGCGGGGGUGUGCAGCCUGCUGGAGCUGGGGAGACGACCCCCCCGCCAGCCCCCCCGUGCUCAGCUGGCAGGGGUCCCCAGCGUCCGGCCUGAGCGAGGGGGAGGAGAGGAAGAGGUGAAGAUAGUGAUGAGGAGGCCAGUCCUGCAGCCCAGCCCCACCCAUGACACACCUUGCACCCUGCCACCUCGCAAGCCCCACCUCCACCAGACGGGCGUGCGACGGUUUUUCAAGUCUCUGGCCUCAUUCCUGGGGGGUCAGAGGUACACCUACAGGGGGCGGCCCUUGGGGCGCCCGCCUCCUAGCGCCAUGGGGGGGGGGGUGAAGUAUUCGUCCUCCCUGGCGUUGGGACCAGAGAUCCGCUGCCAGGAGCAACAGGAAUCCUCCCCCAUCCCCGACUCCGACCCUGCCCCGCCCACCAAACUCACCGACCAACCACAAUCCCCCACUGACGCUACCUCAGACUCGCCCUCCAAUCACCAGCCCCUCCCCGGGAGGACCAGCUCCUCUCUGCUGAGCGGCUCCCUGAGUGCCGAGCUGAGACUGACCACCACACACCCGGGCGCUCUCGCUGACCUGCUGCCCAGCAAGGCAGCCACGGACCUCCAGGCAGCCGGAGGCCCUGGAGGCAGGCCGACAGGAAGAGGGAGCCGCCCGGCCGCCAAGCACAAGGACAGUAAGAAGAGCCAGCCGUCUGAGAGAAGCGUCACUCUGCAGGCCACAGACUCCCAGGGAGGUCUGGAGGAGGAGCAAGACGUCCACCCCGACUGCCUGGGGCCACCCACACCACAAACACCACCCCCACCUCCUCCUCCUCGUCCAUCCCAGCCCCCCCCCGCCCCCCCCGCUCCCCUGCGGAGGACCCCAUGCCCGCUGGCCCCCGCUGACUUCCUCAAGCUGAAGGCGUUGUCCCUGGGGCCCCCCAAGGAGCUGAAGAUCCGUCUGAUCAAGGUGGAGAGCGGAGACAGAGAGACCUUCAUGGCCUCUGAUAUCGAACGCCCCAGGAUCCCCCUGGCCGAAACCUCCAUCAAACACCCCGCCAGUGACAUCAUCAGGGCCUGCAAGGGAGUGAAGAUCAAGGGCAAGUUUCGGGAGUCGUACCUGCUGCCUGCUUUCUCUGUCAAACCAAAUCUCACCACAGACACCCCUAUCCCUCGAGAGAAGCUCAACCCCCCCACGCCAAGCAUCUAUCUGGAGAGUAAGAGAGAUGCCUUCCCAGUGCUGCUGCAGUUCUGCACCGAUCCCAAGAACCCUGUUACUGUCAUCAGAGGCUUGGCCGGCUCCCUCCGCCUCAACCUGGGCCUGUUCUCCACCAAGGCCCUGGUGGAGUCCAACGCGGAGCAUGCGGUGGAGGUGAGGACGCAGGUGCAGCAACCGGCCGACCAGAACUGGACGCGUGGGCGUGGCCAGACCUGGCCCUGCGAGAGCAGCCGUGCCCACACCACCAUCGCCAAGUACGCCCAGUACCAGGCCUCCAGCUUCCAGGAGAGCCUGCAGGAGGAGAAGGACAGUGAGGAUGAGGAGGAGGAAGAACAGACCAAGUCUGACUCCACCAGCUCCGCCCCUUCCCCCAGUCAGACAAGCCCCGCCCCUUCCUCCAGUAAAGCAAGCCCCGCCCCCGGUAAAGCAAGCCCCGCCCCCAGUAAAUCAAGCCCCACCCCUUCCCCUAGUAAAGUAAGCCCCCCCCCCGGUAACACAAGCCCCGUCCCCGGUAACACAAGCCCCGCCCCCGCCAACUCAGCCAGCCCAGAGCAAAAAUGUGUGGGAAAAACCAUCAAAUUUGGUACCAACAUUGACCUAUCGGAUCCAAAAAGAUGGAAGCCACAGCUGCAGGAGCUGCUGAAGCUGCCAGCCUUCAUGCGGGUGUCCUCCAGUGGAAACAUGCUGAGUCAUGUGGGACACACAAUCCUGGGCAUGAACACCGUCCAGCUCUACAUGAAGGUCCCGGGCAGCCGCACUCCCGGCCAUCAGGAGAACAAUAACUUCUGCUCAGUGAACAUCAACAUCGGGCCUGGAGACUGUGAGUGGUUUGCUGUCCACGAGCACUACUGGGAGGCCAUCAACAACUUCUGUGAGAAACACGGAGUGGACUAUCUGACCGGGUCGUGGUGGCCGAUCCUGGAGGACCUGUACCGCUCCAACAUCCCCGUUUACCGCUUCAUCCAGCGGCCCGGGGACCUGGUCUGGAUCAACGCUGGAACCGUCCACUGGGUCCAGGCUGUGGGCUGGUGCAACAACAUCGCCUGGAACGUGGGUCCCCUCAACUCGUACCAGUACCAGCUCGCCCUGGAACGCUUCGAGUGGAACGAGAUCAAGAAGGUCAAGUCCAUCGUUCCCAUGAUCCACGUCUCCUGGAAUGUGGCCCGCACCAUCAAGAUUGCCGACCAGGACACCUUUAAGAUGAUCAAACACUGUCUCCUCCAGUCCAUGAAGCACAUCCAGAUUUUGAGGGACCAGCUGGUGGCCUCUGGUAAGAAGAUCUCCUACCAGAGCAGGGUGAAGGAUGAGCCGGCCUACUACUGCAACGAGUGUGACCUGGAGGUCUUUGACCUGCUGUUUGUGACCAGUGAGAGCAGCAACAGGAAGAGCUACGUGGUUCACUGCGAGGACUGCGCCCGCGCCCGCAGCCCGGGUCUGGCUGGGGUGGUGGUGCUGGAGCAGUACAGCAUGGAGGAGCUGAUGAAGACCUACGACAGCUUCAUCCUGGCUGCAACACCCUGUUCUAAGUGAGGACUCCUCUCUGUUACUGAGCAGCCAUAACCAAAACUCUGACUCACCCGCAACCAGGAAGUGUACUACUGCAAAACAUACGCUGAACAGCCAAUCAUGUUUACUCAGUAUUGUUUACAUCACAAUAAGAUAUCAGCCAUCAGCCAAUAAAACUCCAGCUCUCUGUCGUCUUCCCCGCCUACCAGCUGCUGAUUGGACUCUCGUCUAGCGAUAGAAUGACUAGACUGGUACUCAUGAAAAUCAUGUCUGACUUGUGAACAUUGUUAGCACUGGAAAUCAGGUCAUUACAACGGACACUGCUGUGAUUCAAAAGCGUCAAGUAGCUGGCUCUGUGUAUUUCUUUUUUUUUUUUUUACAAAAUUCAGGUACUUUUAUGCAAAUCGAAUAUAACUUUUUCAGUUUUUUUUCCCCACCAAUCUAGUUAUUCUAUGUCCAUGGAUUUGCUGUGUUACCACGGAAACAGCAGGGGAAUCGCUUCACAAGCAAAGUAGCUGAUAGUCUUGAUGACAUUGUAUUGGUUCUGAUUUAGUUCUGUAUUCAGGUAAACUCAAGACAUUUGUUUUUCCAGUUUGUAUGCUCUCCGGGGUGCAAUUUUAAUUUAAUUUAUUCUGAUAUAGAUACUUCAAAACGUAUUACCAGCCUAGAAGUACACCAUAUUGGCCUUGUGAACUGUAUUUAGAUGAAAUAAAAUCCAACAUACAAAUGUUUUCUAACGCAUUAGGAAUAUUGAUUUAAAGAAAUGUUUUCAAUUUCUCUGAAAUACGGGUUUACUAGAGGACUAAUCUGGUUGCAUUCUUAGUUAGAAGCCUAGUGUGCAUAUUGUGAAUUAGGUUUUUUGCAUAAUUCUGAAUCAUCUUUGGUAGCGAAAGAUGUGUUAUGAUACACCCUAGCUAAAAAAUAAUAUUUAAAAAAACGUUCACAUUUUUGUCAUGGCAACGGGAACAUCCACCCGUUUUUUUAUACCUCUUUAUUUGUCGUGUUCUCAUUCCUUUCUGGAUUACAGAGAUAAUUAAUUGUAAAUCGUGACUUUAUUUAUACUGUAUAUGUUUGUUUUCUUAAAUAUAUUUAUUGCAUAUUGAUGGUACUCCCCUUGUUAAGGGGCCAGAUAUUUUUAAAGUUUCCUAUUGUCCUGAUGUGUUGAUGGGGGAAGUGCUAUGAGGGGGUGGUCUAAUCAUAGAUAUAUAUAAAGGGUAUAUGUCUUGUCCGCGUUGCCGGACAAGACAUAUACAGACAAUUAUUCAUAAGUAUGCAGUGGCAUAACGACUAGACUCCGCCGUAAGACAUCUAGUCUUUAUAUAUAUCUAUGGGUCUAAUGUUCAUGGUGCUUCACCCCCCCUCGCCUCACCCCCCUCUCAUCUAACUGUGUAUAAAGGAUGUAUGAGAUAAGUAAACAAAUAUAAAUAAAAGCCGACAGGUUGGUGCUUAGUACAGUCAGUACACCCACCGGUGAAUUAAUGAAAUGAAGACUUUGUACUGUAACAGAUUAAACACAAUGAACUUUUUCAACUUUUUUGCAUUGUAUGAAAUUCAUAAAAAAAAUCUGCAUUUGUUCUUUGAUGCUGAACUUUUAGCAGUAGCUGUAGCUUUAGCCACUUCUGAAAAUAAAAAUGAAAAAAAAAAAAACUUUGAAGGAUGUUGUAGUGGGGUUAAGGGUCAUGGUUUGUUUGGUGUCCUGUCCUUAUAACUAUGAUUUGAAGGAUGUAGUGUUCCUCCUUUUCUUCCAGACUGUUUUAGUUCUGCUGCACUGUUUCAAAAAAUAACUGACAUAGAACCUGAGCCAGGCCUGUCUUAAACACUCUGUGAUUUUUAUGUGAUAUUAUUGUGAGUAUUAUUGAUCGAGAAAAAUAAAAUGUUUUGAUAAAUUCUU
Messenger RNA from Osmerus eperlanus (European smelt), 5395 nucleotides. RefSeq names its product lysine-specific demethylase 6B-like. NCBI's taxonomy places the organism in Eukaryota, Metazoa, Chordata, Actinopteri, Osmeriformes, Osmeridae. The record is from RefSeq and is a predicted model, not a curated record. Gene Ontology annotation, biological process: regulation of gene expression; heart development. Gene Ontology annotation, cellular component: MLL3/4 complex. Gene Ontology annotation, molecular function: histone H3K27me2/H3K27me3 demethylase activity; chromatin DNA binding; RNA polymerase II cis-regulatory region sequence-specific DNA binding.